GCCGCCCGCUGGGGGAGCCGCGGUCGCCCCCGCGGGUCGUUCCCUCGCCUUCUCCCGGCUGCUGAAAGGAAGAGGCGGCGGCGGUCCGAGCCGGGGGAGGUGGGAACGUUCUGAGGUGAGAACCCGCCUGGCCCCGCUGGGAAUAUGGCGACCGGUGGCUACCGGACCAGCAGCGGCAGCACCACAGACUUCCUGGAGGAAUGGAAGGCUAAGCGCGAGAAGAUGCGCGCCAAGCAGAACGCCCCGAACUCGGCCGCCUCGGGCGGGGGCAGCAGCGACACGGCCGGGAAGCCCCCAACGGGGGCGCUGGGAACCUCCGUGACCGCCGCGCCAAACGAGCUCAAUAACAACCUCCCGGCCGGCGCGGCCGCACCUGCCGCCCCUGGCCCGGGGGGCGUGAACUGCGCGGUGGGCCCCGCGGCGCUAGCCCGCGCCGUGCCCUGCGCGCGGAGGCCGGAGGACGAGUCCCCAGCCGCUGCCGGCUCGGGGACCCCUCCGCUCCGGGGAGAGGAGGAGGAGCGGGACGGCCCCCCAGAGAAGGGCAAGAGCUCGGGCCCCAGUGCCAGGAAAGGCAAGGGGCAGAUCGAAAAGAGGAAGCUGCGGGAGAAGCGGCGCUCCACCGGAGUGGUCAACAUCCCCGCGGCAGAGUGCUUAGAUGAAUAUGAAGAUGAUGAAGCAGGGCAGAAAGAACGGAAACGAGAGGAUGCAGUUACACAACAGAACACAAUGCAGAAUGAAGCUGUAAGCUUAUUAGAUCCAGCCAGUUCCUGUCUGCUACAAGAGCCAUCUAGAACAGUUUCUGGCAGAUACAAAAGCACAAUUACUGCCUCUGAAGAAGAUGUUUCAAAUAGAUAUCCCCGAACAGAUAGAAGUGGGUUCAGCAGAUAUAACAGGGAUGCAAAUGCUUCAGGUAAUUUGGUUUCAAGUAGCACGUUGGAAAAGAAAAUUGAAGAUCUUGAAAAGGAAGUAAUAAGAGAAAGGCAAGAAAACUUAAGACUUGUGAGAUUGAUGCAAGAUAAAGAGGAAAUGAUCGGAAAACUCAAAGAAGAAAUUGAUUUGUUAAAUAGAGACCUAGAUGACAUAGAAGAUGAAAAUGAACAACUAAAGCAAGAAAAUAAAACUCUUUUGAAAGUUGUUGGGCAACUGACAAGGUAGAAGAUUCAAGGCUCAAUAUGGAAAAAAUAUUUUAAAACUACUGAUUGAAUGUUAUGUUCAUUGCUAGGACAAUAUUCCUAUGCUGCAAUACUUUAAAAUAACUAUGUAUAUUUAUUUCUAUGAAACUGAUGGAUGUUUGUUUUCAAAAUACUUCUUUUUCAUUGUUACGGUUCAAAAAAAGUCUCCACCUUUCAUUUCACGUAUCAGUAACAUCUUCCAGCUAUUAAAAUGUUAGGUUUUGUCUUUUUUUGGCUUUUUGUGGUAGUCAAAUAAUUUAUGGUUUAAAGUCAUAACCAUUUGAAUAUAUUUUAUCUGCAGUAGUGCAUUUUCUCCCUAAAGAAAUAUACAUAGUCAUUGUUUACAUGAAUCCAGAUACUUUGGGGGACUUACCUGCAAAUGCCUUAUUACUGAUGUGUGCAACUUUUUAUGUGUUGAUGACUUACUCAGAAAAGUCUUUGUCUACUCUCAUUUUUAUUUUCAACUUAGUCUAAGUGAUUUAGAAUAACAGUCACUAUUUUGUAUAAAUCAUCUCUUUUAAAAGGAAAGGUAUUAUAAAAAGUCACAAUAUCAUGUACUAGUUGGCUAAAUAUAAAUUUAGAAGAACACUUGAAACAAAAAUUUACUAUUUUGUCUGAGUAUUGAAAAUUUUUAAAAAUCACUUUAUCUUUUGAAAAACUGUAUACGAUUGUGUUUUAAUGUAAAAUUUCUUAUGUAGGUACUAAUUUUUUUAUUGCUCCAAGGUUUCUUAGUGAACAUGGGAUAUUUAAAAAGUUGUUUAGUAAUUAUUCUUCAGGCCUGAGAAGUGUGUACAAUUUCAGUGUGUAGGAAAACAAUCCAUAUUCUUGAUUAUCAUAUUAUGCAUUAAAAUCAAAACCAAAUUAUAUAUCCACACUUAAAAACUUCUAUAUUUACAUUAACAAAACAGCACACAAGCAGAAAUAGUAGUUCUAAAAUACUUCGCUUAAUUUCUAACUUUUUAUAAUAACACUGUGACACAGUUCUUAUGUGAGAGAGUAUUCUGCUACCUGAAAUUUAAGGAAUUUUCUUCCUAACAUUAGAAUUAUUAAAACAGACUUAUUUUUGACAAAUUAUAAAUUUUCUUUUCUAUUGAAUAUUGUUAGUAUUUAGGAUUGUUAUUUUAUAUUACAUUUUCAUGUUGAGUAAAAUGCCCCCUCCCUUAAUAUAUGUUAACAUUAAGAAAUGUCUGCUUUAUAGUUGACUCUUAAACAGAGAACAGAUAUCCCUUUGCAUCCAGUUAAUAUACAUAAGUGACUUGAAUAUAGUAAAAUCUAUUUUGGGUACCCUACUGGCUCCCCUCACUUGCCAAGCUCAUUUAUGGUUCACCAUUAGAAAAGUAGGAAAGAUAAAACAAUUGGAAACAAUAUAGAGUAAAUGAUAAGUGUCAGAUUUGGGUUAAAGCUCACCAUCUUAUGAUUCUGAUCAUCACCUAGGCUUGCAAACAACUGCUCUUCCCACUUUCCUCCAUGUCUUCUAUUGGAGACCCUGUAAUUAAAAUAAUUUUAGCUACUAGCAGUUUUUCCCCUUUUAGUUUAUUCUAUAAUUAACCUGGUCACUUGGGGUAGUUUUCAUAUGUUUGUGUAUGUAUUUACUGCUCACAGAAAGUUCAUUAUUAUAUUACCAAACAUGGUAUAGUUACAAAAUUAUUACAUUAAGUGCUUCUUGGAGAAUAUUACCCAUCAUGGGAAUAGUGAUCUGCUGCCUACAUGUCAACAUGGUAUGCCAGGCUCAGUUGUCACCUUUGGCUGUGUGGUGCUCACCAUUUUUUAGUUACCCUUACAUAAGUGAAAGAAAUGUUGGUGUUGCUUCCCAUUCACAUUUGGAUGUUGUGAAAAUGCUGUCAUUUUCCAACCUUAAAAUAUAUUAUUAGUGUAUUGAUUUUUCAGUUAUAUAGAAGAAGUCAGAAUUAUUUUGAAUUUUCUGUUUAAUCCAUAGAUAGAUAAAUGAAUAUUUCAUUUCACUUUUAAAUGUUUCACCAGUCACUAAUCCUUUAAUCUUUAAGAUUGAGCUGUUUUAAAAUUUUUCCUGUUCAGUUUAUUGGGAACAUUUCCAGCAAUGAUUUUUACUUUUUUAACAUAAUGAUAUAUAGUGCAAAUAGAGGAGCACUGACAACAGAAGCACAAGCAUUUCACAUGCAGUCUCCCCCCACUCUUUAAAAUGUGUAUGUAUUUCACACAUAAAUUUACAUUGACUAUUGAAAAAUGAAAUAGAAUAUAUCAUUCCCCCUUAAAGAUUUGUGAAGUUUUGAGAUUUUAAGAAGUUAACUUAAAUAUAUAUUCAUUACCUUAGAAAAAUUGGUUAUUGUCAGUACUGUACUAGUAUUUGUGAAAUUAUUAGUGCUAUUCAGAAAUAUUUCUUAAAUCUCCUGGGAAUUUGUGGCAUAAUAAAACACAUCAAAAGUUU
Choloepus didactylus (southern two-toed sloth) is the source of this 3576-nucleotide messenger RNA. Its product is annotated as PRKC apoptosis WT1 regulator protein-like. Gene Ontology annotation, cellular component: cytoplasm. The record is from RefSeq and is a predicted model, not a curated record. Gene Ontology annotation, biological process: positive regulation of apoptotic process; apoptotic process. The coding region runs from base 145 to 1155 and encodes 336 amino acids. Lineage: Eukaryota; Metazoa; Chordata; Mammalia; Pilosa; Megalonychidae. The transcript has a single exon.